AUGCAUAACAAAGAUGGCCGUAGUAACAGUAGCAGUUGCUAUCUCGGUUGGCACAAAGUGGCCCGAGCAGACAAACCAACAGACAACCUGAUGCCUCCGCUGCCGGACAGUAAAGCUCAAUUCGUCUCCGUCCGAUCCGCCUCGGUACAUUACUCGGCAUUCGGGCCUAUCGUUAAGGCCUGGCGACCGCAGAGUAAACAGUGCCGUAGGAACAGGCAGAUGACGUACCUUCGCUGCCUUGGACACGUGAACAGUGGCAUAAACAAGUGGGUCAAGUGUUCAACUCGGCUCGGUUACUAUCCCAAAUCCCGUCACUCGGUUUCCCUUGAAAUAGUCGAGUCAGAGUGA
Molecule: messenger RNA, 348 nt
Organism: Protopolystoma xenopodis
Lineage: Eukaryota; Metazoa; Platyhelminthes; Monogenea; Polystomatidea; Polystomatidae
Source: the annotation of a GenBank genome assembly